AUGCCAGCACCAGUUGCAGGUGUGGCAGGCAACUGGGCAUGCUUGCUGUGUAACAACGUGAACUUUGCCUCGCGCGAAGCUUGCAAUCGCUGCUGGGCGCCACGGGAACCGCCUCAAGUACAACAGCUGCCACAAGGAGGACACUUCGCAGUAGCAAGGAAAGGCCCACCUGUUGCCGGAGUGGACGGAAACUGGGCCUGCGUGGCAUGUGGCAACGUGAACUUUGCCCAGCGGGAUGUCUGCAAUAUCUGCCAGUUGCCUUGGGCCCCAGCUCAGACGAAGACCAGCGGCGGCAAAGGCGCGCCCGUGGCCGGAAUAGAUGGAAACUGGCUUUGCCCUGCAUGCAACAAUGUGAACUUCGGCACACGAAACGCAUGCAAUAGGUGUGGUCUUCCCAAGCCAAUAGACCGAGCUCGACAAAGUCUGCUAGCAACAGCGCCGAAGUCGGCCCCCAUGCCAAAGCCCAAGUCCGUGGCGCCUGUAGCUGGGGUGGAUGGCAACUGGCUUUGCACAAACUGCGGAAAUGUCAACUUUGGAUCCAGAGACAUGUGCAAUCGCUGCAACAUGCCAAGACCGGCUUCGCCCGAGUGGCAGGAGCCUACUUGGCAGGGGCCGGACUUCAACUGCCCCAACGUGGUGGACACCAGCGCCCCCAAACGUGGGCCGCCAAUUGCAGGAGUGGAUGGGAACUGGGCGUGUGGUCUCUGUGGCAACGUGAACUUUGCCUCACGGGUCAGCUGUAACAUGUGUCAAGCACCCCAGGGAGGAGUCGCCAGCAAGAAGCGCACUUCUAGCGUGCCUGGUGCUCCGGUCGCGCAGUUUAGGGAGAGGGGCCAGGCUCCUGUUGCCGGCGUGAACGGUAACUGGCAGUGCCUCAUGUGCGCGAACGUGAACUUCCCCCAGCGCACCGUCUGCAACGUUUGCGGUGCACCACAGCAGCCUGCCUUCCAGGCCAAGGGUGCCAAGGGUGGCCCGCCGAUUGUCGGCGUGGAUGGCAACUGGGCCUGCCCCAGCUGUGGCAAUGUGAACUUUGGCACUCGGCUGGCCUGCAAUCGCUGCAAUCUCCCAAAACCAGGCGCGUGUGAACCUUGA
Messenger RNA from Symbiodinium pilosum, 1092 nucleotides. NCBI's taxonomy places the organism in Eukaryota, Dinophyceae, Suessiales, Symbiodiniaceae. The record is from the annotation of a GenBank genome assembly.